This is a messenger RNA of Suillus discolor, 1041 nucleotides long. RefSeq lists its product as uncharacterized. NCBI's taxonomy places the organism in Eukaryota, Fungi, Basidiomycota, Agaricomycetes, Boletales, Suillaceae. Gene Ontology annotation, biological process: tRNA wobble uridine modification. Bases 1 to 1041 code for a protein of 346 amino acids. Gene Ontology annotation, cellular component: cytosol; nucleus; elongator holoenzyme complex. The record is from RefSeq and is a predicted model, not a curated record. The transcript has 5 exons. Gene Ontology annotation, molecular function: tRNA binding.
AUGUCUUUAUUAUCUUCCAUCAUCAACAACCCAACAGGAUUAAAACCACAUCAACCACUGAUUAUCCUUCAGUCGUCUUCCGCACAGACAUGUUAUCCCAUCUUGAGGAAUCUGAUCUCAAAUUUCAGACCGACUACCCAGACUCUGCUGUUUUGCUUCUUGCAUCCACCAUCAAGCUUGAUAAAUGUCGAUGAGGCUCCAAAUAUCAUUGCGUUCGACUUCACUGAGCGAAUUCCCGGCUACGACGAUUCGUGGUGUGGUCCUCAGGACGAGAUACUAGCUCGCAUCAAUUCUGCACCUCCGGGAUCACUGAAUGUGAUCAUUGACUCUGUGGAUACAUUAACAUCUGACCUCGGAUCCACACCAAAAACUUACAAGUUUAUUCGGACACUCCUCGGGCUCAUUACAACGCGUUCUGAACCUUCGAUCCUCGCAUUACACGUCCAGCCCAGUCCUCUUCUCGAACUAUUGACUCAAACUUCCCUAUCACCAACACUUAUUCAUCUGACUGCGCAUCCCCCGGCCAUCAUUACACACAUCGCCUCUGCAUAUCUUACACAUCCUCCACCAGCUGGUCCGGCAGAUAAAUUCUGGAGUAUCUUCAUCCCCUUCUCUGAGCGUAUACAUGAAAGUGAGCGCCUGGUCUACGGCCCCGAAGGCAAUGGGACGAGUGCCGGUGCAUGGGUAAGCAAGGGCACAAGGGAAUUUGUCGUGGAGGUCCUUAUAAGGGGUGGAGGUAAGCGCGGUGUAGAGAGGAUUGUCGAGGGCUGGAGAGGAGAUGUACCGUGCGACCUGCAAGCUCUCGACAGCCUUAAAAGCAUUUGGACCAGGAGAAAAACGGAGGAGGCACGACCUGAUCCAACACAGAACGUAUCGUUUAAUCUAAAUCUCACGCCAUCACAGGAGAGAUCGCGGGCCCAAGUCCCCCUACCGUAUGCACACGAAGGCAACCCUGUUACAACAACUGGGGCGAUUCUGUAUGACCCUGAUUCUGCCGAUGAUAUCGAUGACGAUGAUCCGGAUGAGGACUUGGAUAUAUAG